Molecule: messenger RNA, 3564 nt
Organism: Stegostoma tigrinum
Lineage: Eukaryota; Metazoa; Chordata; Chondrichthyes; Orectolobiformes; Stegostomatidae
Product: nck-associated protein 1-like
Exons: 31
Coding region: 123-3497 (1124 amino acids)
Biological process (GO): cortical actin cytoskeleton organization; cell migration; cell morphogenesis
Cellular component (GO): SCAR complex
Source: RefSeq, a predicted model, not a curated record
AGAGCUCGCGUCGAGUUGGUUUCAAGCAGGCAACUGUCGUCUCUGUAGGGUUGGUCCACAACGCCGUGAGGCAGGGGAGCGGAGAAAGAAAUAAACGUUCCCUGAAGCUGUCUGGCUUCAGGAUGUCUCAAAACCUGCAGCUAAAGUUUGCUGAGAAGCUCUCCAUCCUGAAUGAUCGGGGGAGAGGGAUUCUCGUCCGGAUAUACAAUAUCAAGAAGACAUGCUCGGAUCCCAAAACAAAGCUUCCAUAUUUAACCGAGAAAAGCAUGGAGUCCGCAAUCAAAUGCAUCAUGAGGAAAUUUCCAGCUAUCGAUAUACGGAGCAACAGUAACCAUCUUAGCAGCAUCCAGAAAGACAAGUCAGAUAUCCUGAAGAACCUGACCAGUUUCUAUAACUCCUUUGUGGAUGUCUUGGAAUUUCGGGAAAAUGUGAACGAGUUACUGAGUUCAAUGGAUAGCUAUCAAAUGUACAUGGAUAUAAAUGUCAAUUAUGAUCUGACCAAGGGCUACCUCGACUUGAUAGUCACCUACGCUUCGCUGUUCUUCAUGGUGUCUCGGGUUGAUGAUCGCAAGGUGCUGCUGGGAAUGUAUAACUGCGCCUAUGAAUUGUCGAAUGGCUCGAGUGAGCCUAGUUUCCCAAGACUUGGGCAGAUGUUACUGGAUUAUGAUCAUCCAUUGAAGAAACUAACUGAGGAGUUCACACCCCACUGGAGGCUCCUGGCUGAUGCCCUCCUGUCAUUGCAAGUCCUGUUCCUAAGGAGGAAUCUCCCAGCUGAACAAUGGCGAAGUGCCCACAUGCUCAGUGUCAUCAGUGUGCCAGUCAACAUGCUCACUCCAGCUGUUAGUGAAACGAUGCAGUGCGAGUACCUGUCGUUGGAAGUUAUGGAGAGAUGGAUUAUCAUUGGCUUCCUGCUGUGUCACAACAGUUUAAACCUGGACCCAGUGUGUUUAAAGCUCUGGAAGGAAGCGAUGCAAUGCAGCCUGUGCAUCGAGCUGUUCCGCGAUGAGGUCUUGUUCCACCACAAGGUGACAGAAGAGCUGUUCAGCAGCAUGAAAGGAUACAGUAAACGUGUUGCAGAUAUUAAGGAAUGUAAAGAAGAAGCCACUUCAAAAAGCGGGAGCUUACACAGAGAGAGGCGCCUCUUCCUGAGGCAUGCAGUGAAGGAACUGAGCAUCAUCCUUGCUGAGGAACCUGGCCUGCUGGGACCCAAGAUCCUGUUUGUCUUUAUGGCCCUGUCGUUUUCCCGCGAUGAGAUUUCUUGGCUCGUACGUCACGCUGAAAACAUCACCAAGACCAAGAGCCCGGAGGACUACGUAGACAGUAACAUAGCCGAGUUGCUGUUUGUGAUGGAGGAACUGCGAGGGCUGCUCUACAAGUAUAAGAAGAUUAUUCAACGUUACUUUGUCCUGUAUCUGGCCCACUUUGAUGCUGUCGUUCUCAAUGAAACAAUCCAGAAUCUCUCUGUUUGUCCUGAGGAAGAGUCUGUGAUUAUGUCAUCCUUUGUGAAUAGUUUGACGUCGCUGAAUAUCAAACAAGUUGAAAAUGGAGAGGAAUUUAAUUUCCAAGGAAUCCGACUGGAUUGGUUUCGGCUCCAGGCCUAUACCAGUGUUGCCAAAACGCCACUGAUCCUUCGUGAAAACCUGAAACUUGCCUCUCUGAUGAACACCAUCACCUUCCACACGAAGCUGCUGGACAAUUUACACGGUCUGUUGGAGGACACAGCUGACCUCACCCUGUUCUGUUUCUACCCACGUUUGUUCGAGAAGGUGUUUUCUCAAAGCAUCGAGGAGCCCACGCAGCUGCCGUACCUGAUCGCGUUUCCGAUGGUCUGCUCCCACUUCUCGAGCUGUAUCCAUGACAUGUGCCCCGAAGAGUACAAUGUCCUCCAGAAACGAAGCCUGGGUCUGUGCAACAACUUUCUGGAUGAAAUCGCCAAACAGGCCAGUGGCUGUAUGAUCCAACUGUGUUAUGAACAACAUAACCUCAGUGAAAAGCUUCUGCCCAAGUACACAGCUCAGACCAUCAGCAAAGCUGUCAACAAGAAGCGCAAGAAGCCAGUCAGCAAGAAAGCGGAGCCCAACCGAGAAAAGCCGGGAACAGAGAGCCAGCGUAAGGACAGAGUCGUUGACACCAACAUGGACAAAUAUCACCUGACCCUCACCGAAUACUGCAUGGCCAUCAACUACGUGAGAGAGAUAGUCAUAUUCGAGCACACAGUAUUACCCAGUGAAUACUUGACAAGCCAGCUAGAAAUCCGGCUCACCAGAGCUAUCAUGCGGAUGGCCAACUACAGCCAAGCUACUCAGGAGAUCGCCAAACCGUCAGAGGUCUUAUCUGGUGUCAAGGCAUUCAUAGCACUCAUCCAUUCUGUGGGCCAUUAUGUCAACAUUGACGUGAGCAGGAUUUGCAAGGAAGUCCUACUGCAGCAAUCCCAGGCCACAGACGCCAAUGGAGAGAUGACCCUGACCACUGCUUACACCAACUGGUACUUGGAAAGUCUUCUGCGGCAGACCAGCACUGGGAUUAUUAUUCACUCUCCAGCUGUCAGAGCUUUCAUGACCAUCCCUGUCGAGAAUGUGCAGAUAUUCAACGCUGAAGAAUAUUCGGAUGUGUCAGAAAUGCAGGCGUUGGCAGAGCUGAUCGGGCCCUACGGAAUGAAGCACCUCAGUGAGCACUUGAUGUGGCACAUCACAUCCCAAGUGAAUGAGUUGAAGAAAUUGGUAGUGGAGAACAUGGACAUAUUGGCCCAGGUGAAGUCUAACCUCCAUAAACCUGAUGUGAUGACAUACCAUGCCAAGCGUCUAACCUCUUCUGAGAAUGUUCUGAAGAGGAUGAUCAUUAUUGGAGUGAUCCUGAACUUCCGGGCGAUGGCCCAGGAAGCUCUGCGAGAUGUCUUAUCCAACCAUAUCCCAUUCCUCAUGGGCUCCCUUCAGAUUCUGAAUGACGUCGUCAGCCCUGCCACUGAUAUAAAGGAUCUCUUAGCUAUCUAUGAACUGACGUCUGCAGCUGGCGUUUCAUGCCUUGUGGAUCCUGCCCUUGUCAUUGCACUUUCCAAUCAGAAGAAUGAGGGUUCCACUGAGGACGAUUACAGACUGACCAGCCUCCUGAUGGUCUACAUAGCUGUCUCACUCCCGAUCCUCGCCAGUGAUCCCCUGUCCAUCUACAAUCAGGAGCACCAGGGCCACCGCAACAAUAUCCAUUGUGCAGCGAAAGCGAUCAAUGAGAUUGCAGCUGCCCUAUACACGAUUCACAAGAAGGAUAUCCGACAGCACCUGAUCGAAUUUCUUGCUUUUGCCUCAAUGAGCCUCCUCCAGAUUGGUCAAGAGACAGAUAAACAACUCGUGAAGAACCGAGAAUCGAUCUAUCUCCUUCUUCAUAUGUUAAUCGAAGAGUCCCCCUUCCUGGAAAUGGAUAUGCUGGAGCCUUACUUCCCAUAUGUUUUGCUGAGAAAUGCCUUCCGUGAAGUGUACAGACCUGUCAUGAUGACCACGGGAUAAAUCUCAGCAGGAGCUCUCCCUCCGUUUUGGAAUCGGUCGAUGGGAGCUGAACAUCAUGCGGGGGUGU